Molecule: messenger RNA, 2894 nt
Organism: Liolophura sinensis
Lineage: Eukaryota; Metazoa; Mollusca; Polyplacophora; Chitonida; Chitonidae
Product: chromatin complexes subunit BAP18-like
Exons: 6
Coding region: 134-622 (162 amino acids)
Cellular component (GO): NURF complex; MLL1 complex
Source: RefSeq, a predicted model, not a curated record
GAACUUCCGCGGGAAGAAAGAAAGGAAAGAUUAUUUGAAAUAUUUCAAUUUAUGCUCUUGUAUUUCAGCAUAUAUUUUGUUGCUUUUUAUUGCUUGAUGACCUGAGUGUCUUGUUCUUACAAAGGAAUCCACAAUGAGUUCUGCAAGCAAGGUAGGAGAAAUUUUCACUGCGGCUGGUUCAGCAUUCAGCAAACUGGGAGAACUAACCAUGCAGCUGCAUCCGUCAGCUGAACCGACCCCUUCAAGCAGUGGCAAGUGGACAGACACAGAGAUAGAGAUGUUGAGAACAUCUGUGAAGCGAUUUGGAGAAGAUCUGAACAAGAUCAGUGAAAUCAUUAAGACCAGAACCAUCUCACAAAUCAAGGCUCAGUUAAAAAGGAAAGCGUAUGACGAUGCAGGUAUACCCCAGCCGCCCACUGACAAAGGUACACCAAAAAAGGUUAUUGUGACGACGACAAACAAGACAGUGACAACAAACGCAGAUCAGCCUCCGGCAAAGAAACAAAAGACUUCAGAAGUCACAUUAAGCGCCCUGAAUGCCCCAGAGAGCGAUGUUGACAUCGAGGGCCUUGGUGAAACGUCAGCCUCAAAAAAGCUAGAGUUCGAUUCAGGUGAGGAAUAAAGGAUUGUUAACAGAUGUUGAUUCUAGUUUGUUGUGAUCUAGUAUCAAUUUUCACCAGGUUUUGGGGAAGAAACUCCUCUCAGUCUGUGAACGGCAAUAAAUGACUUCAGAAACUUGAUUUGCAAGUUACCAUCAAGGACAUUAGGAUUUUGUUCCAUGUUAAUGAGCUGAAGUUAUUGUCCAAAGUGGGACAUACAAGAUGGCUUUAAUCUCAUUGGCAGCUAAACAAAAGGACAAUACCAUCUAGUCACAAGAUUUCUGAUUGGUUACAUUUCUGGCCUGAAAUGGUACGUUAGUUUUGAAUGGCCAUUACUUUUGGAAACAACCAAUCUGGUAGUGUGUGCAAAAUAUUGCAACAGCAUUGCUGAUUGGCUGUCUUGCAAAAAAUUGUAGCAGCCUAGAGGAUUUGCUUUUGGCUGACAUGGCCCACACCAGUUUAACAGUGUUGUCCAGUGAUGGAGGAAAAGUCAUGAUCUGGUAGACAGUUUGGAUGAAAUUCAGUCAUGAGGAGGAGUGAUGAACAAACACCACAAAAUGGUAUCGGAACAAGAAUGCUGCAUGGCCAGACCCUGAGGAUUUGGAGAAGACUUCCACCAAAGCUAAAUGUUUGGUGACAGUGAUGUGUUUUAAGCAUUUGCCAACAAACAGCACAAUACUGUGAGACUUACUUUCCACACAUUGUUUAUAAAUUAUAGGUUAUAGUGUGUUCACAGAGCAGUUUGUGAUGCUCCAGGCAUAACUUCAGACUGUCAUUAACAGUUGUGCACAUCAUGCCAGCUAUGCUCUCUCGCAUGUCUUGCCCAAAACAGUAAAUUCCCAUAAUUUCUGAUUUGAAACUUUAAUUUUUGGUUUUUGACUGACACUAACUUUUACUAAAUCCAUUGUGUGGAUUUUGUGUUCACUGAGAAUGGAAUUUCAGCUGUCAAGAAAAUCAAAAUUUUUAAAAAUCAUUUCAUUUGAAAAGUAGUUCGUCAUUUGUAUUGCAGGGCAAGGGCUUUUAGCUUAAACUAAAAGGCAAAGACAACGCUGACGGGAAGCCUCUGUUAGAUGAAAGACCACUUAACGCUGUCCAGAAAAAAUAUGAAAUUUUUUUUUUUUUUGAGAAUAUUUUGAGCAUAGUAAAAUGGAUUUCAGACUUGGAACCUGUGAUGGGUUUCCUGUAACAUAGAAGGUGACCAGUGACUUAAAAUCGGGUUUUUGCCGCUCAGCACACAUAGACUGUCAGAUUUCAUCAUCCAAAAUGCUUAUUCAUAUAUCUCCGAAUGCAUUUGUCGAAUGUACCCUGAAACAUGUAUUUCAAGAAAAGAAAAAAAUAUUAAUGAUGUUGUAAGUGAUACCAUACAUGUCACUACGGACCACUGAAAAGUCUGCUGUUUUCAUUUGGGUGAAAGCAUUGUAAAGAAAAUAAAUCCAACCCUUUUCCUGGACAGUGUUUAACGGUCUUUCAUUUGAUUCAGCAGAUAGCUGAUCCAUCUCCUUGUUAAGAAACAGCCCCGUGCAUGUCAAACAGUGAAGUGUCUUUGUGACAUGCUGACUGUGUUGCUUCUGGGCCAGACCCUGGGGUUACAAAGCGAUCUUAGACAUAAGUCAAAAUUUCAGAUCACUUUAAAAUUGUUAUAUUCUUAGGUUAGAAGGUCAAAAUAUCGCUUGGUAAGAUAAAUUAUGAGUAAGUUAUUGUAAAACAAAUCUCAGCUAAAAUAACUGAAGGGAACAUGCAAAGUUUAAUGAUUGAAAGUUUAACGUAAGUCUAAGAUCGCUGUGUGAUCCCGAGGCCAGGGGACACGUGCAAAACGCGAUUGUAGACUAAGUGUAUUGUAACUACCAUGGGGACACAUGUUCCAAGCAAAUGUUGCCGUGGUAGUUACUGUCAACUUAGGCUAGGAUGGCUUUGUACAAGAGGUACAAGAACCUAAAACAUUGAAGGAACGAACAUUAAAUAGUCCAUUACAGUAAUGGAUAACUGAAAUAUCCCUUUUUUAUAUACAUAUAAUGUGUCGUUUAUUCAAAACAAAAUCUGACUGUAUAGAAUUCAUUACCCGUUGGUAAGUGAUAUUGUUGGAACACUACAUUUUAUGUGUAUACGUGUGAGGUAUCAUCUCGUAAGACGUCUUAGUUUUCGUACUUUCACUAAAGUAUAACUGAUAAAAGUAAUUACAUGAUUUGAACAUUUGUCAUGCAUUACACAUAUUGUAUUCAUUUCUUUUAUAUCACAUUGUCUUUUAUGUUUUGCUCUUUUUUUUAAUAUUUUAAUAUAAAUGAGAACACUGUUCAG